This is a messenger RNA of Exophiala oligosperma, 1366 nucleotides long. RefSeq lists its product as uncharacterized. Bases 271 to 1218 code for a protein of 315 amino acids. Lineage: Eukaryota; Fungi; Ascomycota; Eurotiomycetes; Chaetothyriales; Herpotrichiellaceae. Gene Ontology annotation, molecular function: glycosyltransferase activity. The transcript has a single exon. The record is from RefSeq and is a predicted model, not a curated record.
CACCACCAAAACUCGGACACCCAUAGAGUACUAAGCACCAAAAAAAAGGUUCCCUUUGGACACCGCUAGACUCGGUCCAGGUCCAGGUCCAGGUCCUCUGUUUAAAUCAAUGGCACCGGAUUGCGCCAUGUAGCUUACAUCUUCCAUGCUGGGCAAUCUUUGCUCAGCUACAACCAAGUUGCUUGAUAUAUAUAUCUCACUCAAAAAUUUACUCGAAACAAUCUUACAUUGACUGGUCAGCGAUCGCAGUGACCCGGGAUAAGGUACGCGAUGAACGGCGUAAACGGCACAUGCCCGGCGGCCCACGACCAGCCGAAGAAAGUUUGGACGACACUCAUUACCAACACCAAAUACCUCUCUGGACUUCUCACGCUUGACUACUCUUUGAAGAAGUCUGGUUCGAAAUAUCCUCUCAUUGCGCUAUACACUGAUACAUUUCCAGCCGAGGGACUCGAAGCCCUAAAUCAACGCAACAUCCCCGCGAAACAUAUUCCCUAUCUUCUGCCGUCGGUGCCCAAAGAAUAUGCAAACGAUCCACGCUUCUACGACUGUUGGAGUAAGCUCACUCCGUUCAGUCUCGUCGAGUAUGAAAGAGUCGUACAAUUGGACAGUGAUAUGAUGGUGCUCAGGAACAUGGACGAGCUGAUGGACCUGGAACUGGAUCCUCCGCAGAUGGAAGGAGAAGGGAAGAGAGUAUACGCUGCCAGCCACGCUUGCGCAUGCAAUCCUCUGAAAAAGCCACACUAUCCCCAGCACUGGGUCCCGGCCAACUGUGGUUUCACUUCCCAGCACGGCACCCCAGACGAUGCGCAGGUGAAUGGACCACCCCCUACUGCUGGCAUAGGAUGCCCCAAUGGAGGACUGGUCGUCUGCAAUCCCAGCCAGGGUGUCUAUGACAAGAUUCUUGAUGCCAUGAAGAACGGAGAUCUCACCAGCUCGUACGAUUUUGCAGACCAGAGCUUGCUGGGAGACCGUUUCUACGGCAGAUGGGUGGGACUACCCUACACCUACAAUGCAUUGAAAACAUUGCGGUGGCCAGGCGUUCAUGACGCCAUAUGGCGGGACGACCAGGUCAAGAACAUACACUACAUUCUCAGUCCCAAGCCCUGGGAUGAGACGCCUGAGGAGACCGAGGACGAGACGCAUCGCUGGUGGCAGAAGACCAAUAACGAGAGACUGCGGGCUGAGAAGGCGAGUGACAUUGAGGACGGCUUCUGAUGACUUUUCAAUCACGGCAUAUAGCCGGCAGUGAGAGCCGGCAAGAGCAAUCUAUAUAUUUGGCAUCGGAAUGGCAUCGGACAUAGAAGGAUAUCAAUAUAGAGGCAUUUUCUUGAAUAUCCACGCUAUAUAAUUUCUUCGUCUCAAG